This is a messenger RNA of Rhopalosiphum padi (bird cherry-oat aphid), 1947 nucleotides long. RefSeq names its product zinc finger MYM-type protein 1-like. Bases 1 to 1947 code for a protein of 648 amino acids. Lineage: Eukaryota; Metazoa; Arthropoda; Insecta; Hemiptera; Aphididae. The record is from RefSeq and is a predicted model, not a curated record. The transcript has 4 exons.
AUGAAACAAGACAACAUUCUCUAUCUAUUGCCACAAAAAUUAAAAGUGUUACAACUAGACCCGGUCUCCCCUAAUGAUAAAUCGCAAAUUCCCGGACCUGAUCCAGUAAAAUGGAACUUAAAUUUAGAUUCUAUUAAUUUCUUACUUGCAAAUCCUCCGAAGAUAGAUAUAUCAACUAUACCAUUUGCAGAAACAAAACGAAUGUUUGGUAAUAUAAGUAGACGUCUAACUCCUGAACAUUUUAUGAGAAAACUUCAGAAUGGUGAAAAAAAACUAAGAGAAUGGGUUUUAUAUUCUCCUUCAAAAAACGCGUUAUUUUGUUUCCAGUGCUUGCUUUUCUCGCCUAAACCAACUGUUUUCGGGAAUAAAAACGAAGGUUUUAUAAACUGGAAAAAAUGUAAUGAAUGUCUACAAGAACAUGAGACUACAUCUAGAGGCUUAGCUUUUAGAGGAAAUAGUCAUAACUUUGGUUCAAAACAAAACGGAAACUAUCUUGGUUGUCUGGAACUAGUGGCUAAAUUCGAUCCUUUUUUGUCUGCUCAUAUAGCUAAUUAUGGAAAUAAAGGAAAGGGGAACGUGUCAUACUUAUCUUCCAAUAUAUGUGAUGAGUUUAUAACUUUAAUGAGUAAUACUGUAAUAGAUAAAAUUGUGUCCGAAAUUAAAGAAAGAAAAUAUUUUUCACUUAUAGUAGACUCGACCCCUGAUGUAACAACACGAGAUCAACUCACAGUUGCUAUAAGGUAUAUUUCAAAUGAAGGUUUACCGGUGGAACGUUUUCUUGGUUUUAUUCCCUCUGUUGGACAUAAAGGAUCGGACAUGGAGCAAGCAUUACUUAAAAAAUUUUGUGAACUUAAUAUAGACUUAAAGUAUUGUAGAGGUCAAUCCUAUGACAAUGCGUCUAAUAUGUCUGGUAUUUACAACGGAUUACAGACUCGAAUUAAAAACUAUUCAUCGACAGCCUUUUUUGUGCCAUGUUCAGCACAUUCUUUGAAUUUAAUUGGUUCCAAUGCUGCAGAUACAACUCAAGAAGGCACCAAAUUCUUUUUUAUAUGUCAAGCAAUUUACAAUUUCUUUUCUGUUUCAACAUUUAGAUGGAAUAUUUUGACUAAUAUUAUCGAAAAGAAUCCAGGUUGUGUCAAAAUAAAAAAACUAUGUUCAACUCGUUGGUCAUCCAGGUACGAUGUAUGUAAAGCAAUGUAUAAUGGUUAUGCACAAGUACUCAGUGCUUUAAAUACUAUUUGUGAUGACGAAGGACAAAAAAAAGAUACAAGACACGAAGCUCGUUCAAUUAAAAAUAAAAUUGAAAGUUUAAAUUUUUGUUUUAUGAUUUGUAUGUGGACACCUAUACUUCAAAGAUUUAACGCAACAAGUAUUAGUUUACAGUCUAUAGAUAUAGACCUAGCCACAGUUGUAACUCUGUACGAAUCUUUAGAAAAAUAUGUGGAAGACUUUAGAGAAAGAUUUGAUGUGUACAUACAACAAGCAAAAACAAUGUGUUCAAAACAAUUAUUUUCCUGGGAUGGAGUGAGACAGAAAAAAAGGAACAAGUUUUUCGAUGAAACUGAAAAUAACGAUGAAUUAUUGGAAGGAGUACACAAAAUGAAAUGUGAAGUUUUCUUUGUUAUUAUUGACAGGCUAGUUAUGAAUUUACGUGAAAGAAAACUGUCCUACACUGAUAUAAAUAAUAAUUUUGGAUUUAUAUUAAAAUUAGAUAUAUUGGAUAAUAACGAAAUACGUGAAAGUGCUAAAAACUUAGUAAAAAUAUAUCCUGAAGAUUUAAACGAGACGUUCAUUGAAGAAUUGCUUGAAAACCACUUGAAACUUUCACCGACAAUUCCAAAACCUGGUAAAGAGCUUAAUAAUUGGAUAUGGUCUACAGUAUCAAAGGCUUUAGAAGUAUCGAAUCUAAAAUUAUUCAAGAUGAACAAUUCCGGAACAUUUUGGUAA